Molecule: messenger RNA, 726 nt
Organism: Aspergillus pseudonomiae
Lineage: Eukaryota; Fungi; Ascomycota; Eurotiomycetes; Eurotiales; Aspergillaceae
Exons: 2
Coding region: 1-726 (241 amino acids)
Source: RefSeq, a predicted model, not a curated record
AUGGGCAAUGAGAAUCCUUCCUUGAUGUUUACCCAUGAAGGAGAAGAGCAUAACCUAAGUGAGAGCCACACCACAGUAUUAGAAGUGAAAAUGGUCAGGCAGGUUGAUUAUGGACUGUACCGGUAUAAUAACAUGCCGCUUAAACUUCUCGGCCUUCAAUCGCGUGAUCAUAGCGGCAAGGAUAACGAACAGCUCUUCCUUCAGCAGGGAGCCGCAAACACCAUGAACAUUGUGGUACAUGUCGAUUUUAAUAUGAGGGUUGUCCCCCGAACGGAUCCAAAAGUCGCUGGGAAACCACGAGUCUUGUUUGAACAGAACCACGCCUCAAACCGGUUACUGUCAUCGUCAUUGUCCAACACCGAAACCGAUCCAACUGAAUACAAAGCUGAGGAUGAGGCCAUAGUCAAUAAAGCCCUCAUUUUGUCCCUUGAAACCGGUUCAAACCUUGCGGGGCCUCUCCUGGUCGGUUGGGCACUGAAACAGUUCCAAUUUUCUCCCAGAUUUAACAAGGAAAACUACAUUACCUUCACCGACGGUGAUCUCUGGGAUGCUAUUACUCGUCGUAUCUAUGCCAUCAUAGAAGUCAAGAAGCACCAGUUUCGGUUGAACACGGCGAAGGGAAUAAAGAUACCAAUGCAAGAGUCGGCGCAGUCAGUCGGCCUCCUGAAACGUACUGAGGAAGAUCCAAGACUCUUUAAAAAUCAGUCCGUCAUCGCAUUGUAUUAA